This is a messenger RNA of Bolinopsis microptera, 992 nucleotides long. Its product is annotated as importin subunit alpha-1-like. The coding region runs from base 12 to 326 and encodes 104 amino acids. Gene Ontology annotation, molecular function: nuclear import signal receptor activity. The record is from RefSeq and is a predicted model, not a curated record. The transcript has 3 exons. NCBI's taxonomy places the organism in Eukaryota, Metazoa, Ctenophora, Tentaculata, Lobata, Bolinopsidae. Gene Ontology annotation, cellular component: nucleus. Gene Ontology annotation, biological process: NLS-bearing protein import into nucleus.
CUCUCUCUAACAUGCUGACAGUACAGGAUCCUCGUACUGUAACUGUGGCUCUGGACGGCAUACACAACAUUCUCACUGCUGCUAACAAGAUAUCAGAGGAGGUAUGCAGUAAAGUAGCUAUUAUGCUUGAGGAAUGUGGAGGAUUGGAUCUGAUAGAGAAACUGCAGGAACACGAAAACGAAAGUAUCUACGCUAAAUCCGCCCUGAUAAUAGAGUCGUUCUACAAAGGUGAGGACGGAGAGAACGAGGAGCUCCAGCCACAGGUUACAAACGGACAAUAUCUCUUCAACGCCCCUACUAAUAACACUGGCAAAAUAUCCUUCUAAUCGACUAAUUGGCUGAUUAGUUAAUUGUUUAAUUGAUUAAUUAGUUUAAUUGGUCAACUAGUUGGUUUUUGUUCUCCAAUCCAGCAGAGUGUACCCAUCGCUGACGAUAGAUUUUCAUGUGUUGAACUUCUUGUCGCAGUUAUGUGACUUUUUAAGAAUUUAUUUGUUAUUUGAUAGAAUUUUUGGUCGGUUCCUAUAUUUUUAUUUUUGGGCAACGGUAUUUUCUAGUCUUCAUGUGACUAAUCCAUUGAUUUGAUAAAUUUUUACUGAAUUUAUUUUUAGUUAUUUUUAUGUUUCUAAGAUAGGACUAAAUUUGAGCGUGUACUGUUUCCUUAUACAAUUGGGGUGCAGUCUUCAGCAUGUAAAUUAACACUAUGACUAAUAAUAUGUUAAAUAGUUUUUCAUUGUAGCAAGCCGUGAAUAUUUCCUGAUACCCUAUCGUUGUUUUUAGAACAACAAACUUAAAAACGUGAAAUUCCAUUUUCUGCUCUUGCAGAUUGUUGAGAAGUGAAAUUGAUUGAGAGUAAGUUGUGAAGUGAAAUUGAAGGAGAUACUUAUUCCAAGUUCUUAACAGAUCUUGAUGAUUGAUAAUUGAUGAAUAAAGAAUCCUCGAGAUUUGAGGUUGGAUGAUAGUUGUUAUGGCGAAUUAUCUUAUUUGUUUUUAAA